AUGGAUGCAGAGAUGGCUUCCUGGAAGUCCACAGGCACCUACAGUGACGCAGUUCCUCCUCCUGGGGCGAACAUCGUCAGUGGCAUGUGGAUCUUCAGGGUGAAGCGGCCGCCGGGCUCUCCACCUGUCUUCAAGGCGCGGUACGUGGCUCGUGGCUUCAGUCAGCGGCAGGGAGUUGACUACUUUCAGACCUUCUCUCCCACCCCGAAGAUGACCACUCUUCGGGUGCUACUACACAUAGCCGCGCAGCGUGACUAUGAGCUUCACUCCCUUGACUUAAGCACUGCUUUCCUGCAGGGUAGCUUGCACGAGGAGAUCUGGCUGCGCCGUCCACCAGGCUUCACUGGGACUUUCCCUCCCGGCACCCAGUGGAGCCUCCGACGGCCAGUCUACGGUCUCCGCCAGGCACCGCGCGAGUGGCACGACACACUGAGGACUACCCUUGCGGCUCUUGGGUUUGCACAUUCUACUGCUGACCCGUUGUUGUUUCUGCGCACCGACACCUCUCUGCCGCCGUUCUACAUCCUCGUGUACGUCGACGACUUGGUCUUUGCCACAGCUGACACUACUGGACUCGCCCACGUGAAGUUCGAGCUGCAGAAGAGACACACGUGCAGACCUGGCAUUCUUGCACGCUAUGUUGCUCCUGGGAGACACCGACCAGAGCACAUGGCUGCAGCGAAGAGGGUGUUGCGCUACUUGUGCAGUACGUGGGGCAUGAGGCUAGUGCUUGGAGGGCGGAGUCCAGUGGUCCUCACUGGGCACGCGGACGCUUCUUGGGCUGACGACCAGGCUACACAGCGGUUGUCACAGGGUUACACCUUCAGUCUUGGUUCCGGCUCUUUUUCGUGGCGGGCUACUCGCUCGUCUUCUGUUCUCAGCUCCAGUUGUGAGGCUGAGAUCUACGCGGUGGCCAUGGCUGCACAGGAGCUACGCUGGCUCACCUACCUGCUGAUUGACCUAGGAGAGCCGCCUCGUUCUCCACCAGUUCUGUACGUAGACAACAAGGCCAUGCUAGCCUUGUGUUGA
This is a messenger RNA of Closterium sp. NIES-65, 1029 nucleotides long. Lineage: Eukaryota; Viridiplantae; Streptophyta; Zygnematophyceae; Desmidiales; Closteriaceae. The record is from the annotation of a GenBank genome assembly.